CCUUUCUUCGUUUUCUUACUUUGUUUCCCACUUCAUGGAAUGCAAUACGAUCCCCAUUGGUUCAUGGGACACCCAUGCACUACUCAAUGAGAGUUAUGCCAUUGACGGAUUCACACCUCGACCAUUUCUUGUGCACGAGAGCGCACUAUUGCGAGACCAACGUAUGCUAUCAGCGUUUAAGGUUCUGAGCGACGACCAUAUUUUACAAACAAGGCCUUUGAAUAUUACCAACACCAAUUGUAAUAGCAUUAAUUCCGGUCAGCCUUUCAAGAGAUUUAUGAUCUAUGCUAUUGAUAAUGGUCUAGAUGGGAUGGUCACCGGAAUCCAAAACCAACCAUCUAUUCAGUUGUCUGGGAAGAACAGGAUGCAGGCCAAACGAGCCCUAACUAUGGUCCUGUUGAACAUGAAUGUAGAUCCUUGGAUAUUCAGUCACGAGUCCGAGCCCGUACCAUUAGGUUACAAUCCCAUCAUGUUAUUUCAGGAAGACCAAAGUAAACGAUUGAUCAACAUUUAUCUUGAUAUGCCGUCGCCUCGAGCACAUGAUGAUCCAUACAUGGACCCCCAUGAAUUUUUUGCUCAACAUCAACAACAGCAGCCAAAAAAAUCGAUUCAUCGACUUCUUGAACGAGUUCUACAACAGGAUGCUCCUAAGGGAAUGAGGACCAAGUUAUAUAACUACCAAAAGAAUUCACUGUGGAAACUAUUGCGGCGUGAACUUUGUAUGGAAUAUAUCCUGGAUCCGACAAUCAUCUCAUUAAAGGACAUGAGUAUGCCUCCACGAACUUACUAUAUCCAACUUAACAACAAUGAACCACCCAUCAUUUCAAGAUUGCCAAGUAAACGAUGGGACGAUAUUCCUGGCGGUAUCAUUUGUGAGGACAUGGGAACAGGAAAGUCUUGCCUGUGUAUUGCGUUGAUUAUGCAGACUCUCCCCCAGUUCAGCAAAGCCCCACCGACGGCUACACAAAUCUAUUGUGAACUUUAUCCUCAAGGUUCCUCAACUUCUGCAAUAUUGAUUAAGGAUGGUCCUGCCUCGUUAGGUACCUCCGAUAUUUUGAUGCCUUUAAAUGCACCAAUUCCUACCCUCCGAGAACUUGCAGCAGCAGCAGUAAAAAUGAAUGGGAUUGAAUACAGACGAGCAGGAGAUUAUAUUAGACCACACACUAUGGAGUUGUUAGAGGAGAUAUCUGUGUAUUACUAUGACAAGGCUUCAACUGAGCUACAGAUGAUGAGCAAGCCCAUAAAGUCAUUAAGAGCGAAUCAGCUUAUAGAUAUACAAUCGCUUGAGGUAUAUCUUUCAAGCGCUACGUUGGUCAUCGUGCCGCCUGAUUUAGCAGAUCAAUGGUGUAAUGAAAUCAACAAACAUACAGAAGACUUUGCUUUAAAGCUUCUUCGAAUCGAUCCAGAUAAUAGCAAGGCGAUCCCUGAGCAUACAAUAUUAACUAAAUACGAUAUGGUCCUGAUUACUCAGACUCGGUUCGCAAAGGAAUACGAGCCCGGUGUCUAUUCUAACAAAUAUACCAAAGUUAAGCAACAAUGUUGUUGUAGUGCGGUUUAUAGGACCUGCCGCUGUACUAAUGAACGUAAUGUCUCCCCACUAAUGCAAGUCCGAUGGAAAAGAAUCAUUGUGGAUGAAGGCCAUAGUAUGGGCAUCAAAUUGUCUGACCAGGUGUUAUUUGCGGAAAAGCUUCAUGCGGACCGUCGAUGGAUCUGUACAGGAACACCGACCUUCAACCUCGCAAACUUGAAGGCAUUUACGUACCAUGAUCAAGCCAUAACAACGGUAGCCACAACGACAGCUCUGUCAGAUAAAGGAGAUCUGGAUCGCCUUUUGACGAUUAUGAGAUUGUUCCUGCACAUUCAACCAUACUAUGGCAAUAAGACUUUAUUUACAAAGGCACUAGUGAGAUCAUUAGAAGAACAUCAUAAGCUCAGUACAGGGUCUGCCCCUGGUGACUGGUCCCUCGAGAGCCUUAGUAGCGUUUCAAGGCUAAGGUAUCUGAUGGACAGGAUCAUGAUCCGGAAUCGCCCUGAGGAUGUCAGUCGAGAUGUACGCCUCCCACCGCUGUACGAGAGAGAUGUUGGUCUUGAUCUGGGAUACUACCAAGUAUUGACCUUCAAUUGCCAAGUAGCAUUAAUUCAGGCAAACGCUGUGCUGACUGAGCGUGAGGAUCAGGAUUAUUUUUUCCACCCUAGUAAUCGCAAACAUUUGGCGCGAGUAAUUGAAAAUUUAAAGGAUGCAUGCUUUUGGUAUCCAGGAGACGACAAGUAUAGAGAACAAUUGACUGAGGCACUUCUAAACGUUGAGCGCGCCCUACAAAAGCAUGAGGAGACAAUUGGAGGCAAAUAUCUCGAAGCGGAUGUCCAGCUAUUGAAGAGUAUUCGCGAACACCUCAAAAUGGCCCUUACUGAUCAGAGCUGGUGUACUCUCCAGCGGACUCUGGAAGUCGGAUACAACUGCUGGAAUAUCCCUGAGGCCAUACAAGGAAGCUAUGCCAUCAUUCCAGCUGUGUCAGAUGCUGAUACUUCAUUUAAGGAAUCCCGUCGUACAAAACUCAACAUAGGGUGGAAUGGUGGGUCAAUGUCGAGACAACUCCAACAGACAGGUACGCUAGAGUCAGAGCAAGUGUGUAUCAUGUUAGGCAAACAGAUUAGGGAUCUUCGGUUGAAAGUGCAGGAACAAGAACAGGAGCAACUAAUACCAGCAAGCCACCAGCCGAUCAUCAUUAAUCUCGACGCACCACAGCCGCGACCUGGUGCGAUAACCGAUGGUGGUAAGCCAAAUAGAGACCCAUCACAUGAAAACGGGACCAAUGGUGAGGAAACUGCAGAAGAGCUCAAGCUUGUAAUGACAAAGGAGAGGCUCUCGCAAUCGACUAUUUUGUCGAGUACAUCUAGCAAACUCAAUUACGUAGUCAGUCAAAUCCUGCGUCACCAAAACUCUGAGAAAUGCAUUGUCUUUUGUCAGAGCCAGACAGCCAUGUAUUAUAUCUACGAGUACCUUACAUUGGCUGAGGUUCGCUGCCUCAUGUACCACACACAUGGCAUGAGCCAAAAAGAGCGAUCAAACAACAUUAUGACAUUCAACACCAAUGAGACUAUAUCAGCUAUUAUCAUGAAUACCAAAGAUGCUGCGUUCGGCAUUGACCUUUCAAGCGCGUCUAGAGUCUAUUUUGUAUCCCCUGUGUGGCAAACAGCCACCAUGCGUCAGGCUGUCAAACGUGCACACAGGAUUGGACAGAUACGCCCUGUUUAUGUGGAAACACUUAUGAUCAAGGGUUCAUUUGAAGAGGCCAUAUUGAACAGGAGAAAGGAGAUUGAUAGUCAAGGUGAAGGGCAUAUGGAUAUUUCCUUGCCACCAUCGUCUUCGACCACGUCAUCAGCGACUUUAUCUUCUCUAUUAACAAUAUCCGCCAGGCUAUAUAAAAACAAAGCUGUAGCGAAGAAUAUGAAAAAGAAGGCUGGAAAAAGCUUACUUGACGACAGCAAAAUGAUCAACUUCAUUAGUCAUAUUGGAUUCAUGCCCCUGCACAAAACUGAAAGAUCAAUUACACUUACCUCUAGCGAGAGAGAAGAACAAAAAAAACAACUUUGUUUAACCAACGAACCAAGCCUGGCAGAGUACUGGAGAACCAUGAGGCCAACGUACACGACUGAGGAGGACCAUCAGGCAUUUGUGGCAGAUGAUAGGCAUUACCGUGAUCAAGCUUACAAAAAGAGUUUAGAGAUUCCAAUGGUAUUCCCAACGAGGCCGCUUGAAAUAGCUGCUCAAGGGCAAUGGAGACGAACACAAGAUCGACAUAUUGUUUCUGUAGUAGGUUCUCUAGAGGGAGCUAGCCAAGACUGGACAGAAGAACUGUCAGAGGGAAUCCGAGGUCGUCUGCGAUUUCGAGAUGUGGAAGAUGGCGACAAUGAGGUGCCAAACGAUAACAUAAAAGCAGCCUCUGUGGCAACAAAGCUUGCACAGGUCCAACAGUAUCAGCCAUACCCAAAGACGGAUCAUGAUGUUGUUGUGGACGUGGAUCAAGCGCAGGUUGAGCCUGAAUUUAUCGACUUGUCAUCAUCGCAAUCUUCCACCGAUGAUCUGAUAAUAGAUCUAGAUCCAGACUCAGAUCAUGUCAUGUCGGAACCCAAAUCAAAUGUUAAAUUUAGGCUCGAUCUCCCCAAUUCAGCUCGUCUGGUUCCUGCAGAUGAGCAACUGCAUCGGCAGCGAUCGCCAUCAGCUAACAUAUCAACAUCAAUGUCAUUGUCGUAUGAGGAGCUCUACCGGGAAUCUGAAGAAAAGCGUAGGAUAGCAGAGGGAGCAGCAGAAGAAGCCAAAAGGCGAGUACAACUGCUGGAACAACAAUUUGAAAUGUUGAGAAGAAUGGCAGAAGGACAACAGUCUCCAUCCAUAUAUCUUAAACAAACUUCGACAUCAUCAGAAAUACCAGAGCUACCUUCGUCUUCAUCUUCAAUUUUGACUUUACCCUACCAAAAGCAUCAUCCUACAGUGGGACUGAAAGUGGAGACAGAAAUGGACGCCAAAGUCAAUAUUGAAGAUACUAUAGGAUACAACCUCGUGGCGAAGCAUGAUCUCGAUGACCAAAAGAAGGAGCUAGGCUUACCAAAGCCUGAGGAACCUGAUCACUAUAUCCUUUUUGAAUACGAUGAUGACUAUGUGAGGAAGAAAAAGGAAGAGGAGGAAGACAAGAAAGACAUCCUCAUCAAUAAUGUCAUCAAGAAUGAGCUUGAUUUCAAAUUCGAGGUUCACAAUGAUUCUAAGGAUAUAAUAUUUUCAUUAGUCAAAAAGGAGGAAGAGUCCGAGAGCUAUUCAGAUUUGGCUUAUGAUAACCAUAACAGAAGCAACAGCAACAAUAACAUUGGUAGCAGCGGUAGCCACAGCAGUAGCAGAAAAGGAAACAUCAGUAACUAUGGCAAUCAUGAAGUGGACAACAAAACCAUAAUUCGAAUGAUACCAGAGAAAAUGGAAUCAGAUGUCAUUAUUAUUGAUGACAACAGUCUUUUCCACAGCAAGGUUAAGGCUCGUUUGAAGAGCGAGGCCAGCGGUGUUAGUGGUCUCACCAACAAUUACGUCAGCAGUAGUAACAUCAAUAAGGGCUCUAACAAAGGAAGCAGCAGCAAGCUCUGGGAUGUUGCUGGCACUGAUUUGAAAAAGGAGAAGGAAGAAGGCUUGACGGCCACCACUGUUUAUUCAGAACCAAGGUGCAUAAAUGGUACCAAACGUGAAGCCAACGAGCCUUUGGAUCUAAUUCAUAGAGGCAUCGUAGAUAUGAAGUACACCAACGGCAGUAAUGUCAGUCAUGGCAAAGCAAGCGACAGCUCGCAUCCUAAAAAAGUACGUUUUGUAUAGUAAGCUAUAAAAAUAAAACAAACUUUUUCAUUCAUU
This is a messenger RNA of Lobosporangium transversale, 5389 nucleotides long. RefSeq lists its product as hypothetical. The transcript has 5 exons. The record is from RefSeq and is a predicted model, not a curated record. Gene Ontology annotation, molecular function: ATP binding; ATP-dependent chromatin remodeler activity. NCBI's taxonomy places the organism in Eukaryota, Fungi, Mortierellomycota, Mortierellomycetes, Mortierellales, Mortierellaceae. Bases 35 to 5353 code for a protein of 1772 amino acids.